Molecule: messenger RNA, 1698 nt
Organism: Sclerotinia borealis F-4128
Lineage: Eukaryota; Fungi; Ascomycota; Leotiomycetes; Helotiales; Sclerotiniaceae
Source: the annotation of a GenBank genome assembly
AUGGCGGACUCAACUACUCCAGAAGUUCCGCAAGAAGGGCCAUCCAAAAGUGCUUUGAAAAAAGCUGCCAAAGAAGCAAAAAUGGCCGCAGAUAAAGCCGCGAAAGCUGCCAAACAAGCUGCGCUUCCUGUAGUGGGGGGUAAGAAAACAGAUGAUAUUAUUGGUAUCACAGUCAAGAAAUCUGAAGAUUUCUCACAAUGGUAUCAAGAGGUUGUAUUGAAGGCGGAGAUGAUUGAAUAUUAUAAUGAAAUCUCUGGGUUCUUCAUUUUACGUCCCCAAUCUAUGUUUAUCUGGAACCAGAUUCGAAAUUGGUUUCAAGCGCAAAUCGAGACACUUGAUGUAGAGGAGGCUAGUUUCCCAAUGUUCUUAUCUGCAAAGUCACUGGAGAAAGAAAAGUCUCAUGUUGAAGGUUUUGCUCCUGAGCUUGCGUGGGUUACAAAGGCCGGUGACAAAGAUCUUGAAGUACCUGUCGCAGUCCGUCCUACUUCUGAAGCUGUCAUGUACCCAUACUACUCGAAAUGGAUCCGAAGUCAUCGAGACCUUCCUUUGCGGUUAAACCAGUGGAACAGUGUCGUUCGUUGGGAGGCCAAGCAAACAACUCCAUUCUUGAGAGCUAGAGAAUUCUUAUGGCAGGAAGGACAUACCGCCCAUCUUACAGAAGAAUUAGCUGGAGAGGAGGUUCUUCAAAUCCUCGAGUUUUAUGCUGGUGUCUACGAACAAUUAUUGGCAGUCCCAGUUGUCCGUGGUCGCAAAACUGAGAAGGAGAAGUUUGCAGGAGGAUACUACACUACAACGGUCGAAGGAUACAUUCCCUCCAAUGGACGUGGUAUCCAAGGUGCCACUUCUCACUGCCUCGGUCAAAACUUCAGCAAGAUGUUCGAUAUCACUGUCGAGGACCCAACUCCAAAGAGCGGCGAAAAGGCCGGUCAUCUUCACGUCUGGCAAAAUUCUUGGGGUCUUUCCACUCGGGUUAUCGGUGUUAUGGUCAUGAUUCACGGCGAUGACAAAGGGCUUGUUCUCCCACCUCGCAUCGCAAAAAUUCAAGCAAUUAUCGUCCCUGUAGGCAUUACAAAAUCUACUACUCCAGAAGACAAAGCCAAGAUGUACGAUCAAUUUCAAAAUAUCAAGGACACUCUCAAGAAAGCUGGUGUUCGAGCCGACUACGAUAUUCGCGACGGAUAUACCCCGGCCUGGAAAUUCAACGAUUGGGAACUGAAGGGAGUUCCUCUCCGUCUCGAAUAUGGACCAAAGGACGCCGCUAAAGAAGUCGUCUCCUACGCCCGUCGCGAUACCGGUGAGAAGGGCACAAUUGCCAUCGCAAACAUCUCAACCGAAAUCCCUAUCCUCCUCGAAACUAUCCAAAGCUCUCUCUACACAAAGGCCGAUGCAGCAUUCAAAGCUCACCGACUUGUCAUCAACGAUUGGAGCGAAGUCGUCCCUGCACUUGACGCCAAGAACGUCGUGCUUAUUCCAUCUUGCUUGGCCGAGAAGUGCGAAGAUAGGAUUAAGGAUUUGACCAAGGGAGGUGCCAGUGAAGAGGUAGGACCCGAUGGAAAGAAGGUCCCAACUAUGGGAAUGAAGAGUUUGUGUAUUCCAUUUGAGCAACCAGAAGGUCUCGUCAAGGGUGAAACCAAAUGUUUGAAUCCAGAGUGUGAAGUGUUGGCAGAGAAAUAUUGUAUGUAUGGAAGAAGUUAUUAG